This is a messenger RNA of Pungitius pungitius (ninespine stickleback), 3070 nucleotides long. It is a transcript of the gene mavs, whose product is annotated as mitochondrial antiviral signaling protein. NCBI's taxonomy places the organism in Eukaryota, Metazoa, Chordata, Actinopteri, Perciformes, Gasterosteidae. Bases 233 to 1858 code for a protein of 541 amino acids. The transcript is spliced from 5 exons. The record is from RefSeq and is a predicted model, not a curated record.
CGCCCAGGUGGGUGAAUUAGGAUCGAGGAUUAGAGACAGACGUAAAACAGAAGACUAGAUCCAAUCUGAUUCGGCUGCCGUCCCAUCGCAGCACAGCAAAUGUCAGGGUUAAGGGUCACGAGUAAGCACUCCCCGCCUCCUAAAUCUUAUUGGCCCACGCUUGGAUCGACGGCGCUCUCGACCAAUAGGGACGCAGGACGGGGAGUUCCUGUAAGGAGGAGCAGCUGCGCAGAUGUGCGUGAAGGAGACAGCAGGAAUAGCUUCUCACGGCGAGUCACGAACUGCUGAGGCACCAAAAACACGGAAGAUGUCCUUUGUCAGCGACAGACUGUACAACGGGUACCUGAGGACGAAAAUGUCGACCUUCGCGACCAAGGUGAAAGUGAGAGAAAUAAUGACCCAUCUGCCCUGCUUGACUCUUCACGACCGGGAAAACAUCGAGGCAAAAAGGGAAACUAAUGGGAACUUCGACAGCAUGGUGAUGCUUCUGGAUUGUCUGAAGAGGCGAGAAAGCUGGCCGCAGCAGUUCAUCGACGCGCUCGAGGCGUGUGAGCACACGACUCUAGCGGCUGAGAUGCGAGCCGAGUACGACGCUCUGAGAGGCGCCAACAAUUCCAGCUCCCCUCCGGCGACCGUCGUCAGGGCACACGUCCAUCCAGCACCACCUGCCGGUCCUCCGUCUGCCCCAGUGGGCGGUGCAAAGAGUCAGGUCGCUGCAGCUGCUGCAUCUCCUCCAGAGCCGGCCCCCCAGGCACAGCUUCCCGAGGCUGUUUCUCCACCCGAGCCGGUCUCCGAGCCUGCGCAGGCGACCGAGGUCGAAGAGGCGGCCCGUCCCUCGGCACCUGCGGCUGCGACUCCACCGCAGAGGGAGGUUAACGCUCCCCAGGAGCCGGAGGAAAACUCGGAAUCAGACAUCCAGGAUGUCCCCGGUGAUAACGGCGUGACCCCGGAUCCGCAGAGCGUGGAAAACGGCGAGGUAUCGAUGGGACGGUGCGAAGCAGAGACGCCGUCGCACCCGGAUCCUCUUCAGACGACCACGACCUCCGCAGAGGUCGGGCCCCCACCGAUGGACUCCGAUGUCACCGACGGAUCCUCGUCCCUGGCGGUGACCCCGGAGAGGCCUCCGGUCCAGGACACCGCCGCCCAUGUGGACCUAAAAGCAGCGGUCGUCCUGCAGCCCGCAGAGAGCUUUGAACCUGCUGCCACACAGGUUGUUGAGAGCAACCCGGGGACAGAAGUCGCAGCCGCAACGCCCCCCCUGCCCGGCGCUAACGGGAGAGACGCCGCUCUCCAUGGCGACGACGACGUGUGUCUGAGCAAGCCGGGCCAACUCGUCAGCAUCCACCCGCCAAACAACGCCCGCCCCACAGGCUCUGGCCCCGCCCCCCCCGCGCAGCCCUACUCGGGCGACAGCGGGCGGCUGGAAUUCAGCAACCCCCCGACGGAGCCCUCGGCCGCCGCCCCGCCCCCCGCGGGCGCGGCGGCGCCGUGCCGGGAGAACGGCGUUCCCGUGAGACGGAACGAACCGGAGGAGGACCACUACGAGAGUCGCAGCUCGGAGGGGCCGCAGGUGAUGACGCACGUGGUGCACGUGUCCCAGGGGGCGUCCAUCCUCAACCUGGACGGCCAGAGCCCGGCGCCAGCUCGGGUUGGGAACGGCGAGGCGGCCGAGGGGGUCACGUCGGCGCCGUUCGCCUGCACCGGCGUGAAGUCGCCCUCGGGGCCCGAUGGUAUUUCCCCGCAGCUGAAGACGCCGCAGGAUUCGGAGAAGAAGACUGCAGCUCAUGCCAAGUACGUUGUGACGGCUGCAGGAGUGGCCGCCUGCGCCCUGCUGCUGGCGUGGAGGUUUAAGAACUGAGGAGAUUUAAUACCUUUUUUAAAGGGAGAUGAGGAAACUUAUGGUUAUGGUGCCUUUUUUUGUCUCUGGAACGGUCGAGAGGCAGCUGUUUAAUAAUUACCGACAGUAGUAAUGGCUGAUUUGUCAGACCGUUGAUCGUUUAUUAUUAAUGAAUUGAAAGGGUGAAUGUUUUUAAUGGUGGAUGAAACCAAACCUUCCCUUCUUAUAUUAGUUCUUCACGGAUCUGGGGUGGAGAUCUCAGGUUAUUCAUGCAACUGGCUGCCAGUAGGUGGUCUGUAAAGAUACACUUAAGCUGUAUAUUAGUGAUAAAAUUGUUUGUCUAUUCACUUGUCUAAUAAGCACUUUCAAGAUAAGACUGUCGGCAGGUCAUCCAGUAAAGAUGAAUGUACUAUGGAUCGGAAUUUUAUGGACUGUGGAAGAAAGAGUGCCAGCUUCACACUCUCUAAAUGAUGACUAGUGCUGUAUUUAUUUGUACAUAUUUUCACUAUAUAGGUAUUUUAACAUAGACUGACUGAUUUCAAAGCUGUCAUGUCUCAAAGAAUCAGUUUGAGUUCAUAAUUAACAUACAUUUGUAUAUGACCCAUGAUCCAUAUGAUCCAACCUGUUCAUCCAAGUUGCUUUAAAACCAUAUACUUUUCUUUCAAAGCUGGAGAGAGUGUUAAUCGUGAGCUGUCAUGUCAGUAGAUUAAUGUUUAACUGGGUUUUUAUAUGCUCAUUUUUGGGGUUAUGGCUUAUUUCCUCUGUUUAUCAUGUAAACCUUAUUGCACUUAUUGAGAUACUUGGUCCUCUCUAGCCAUCUUCUGGGGGGAAUUCGUUGGGAUGGCUUUUUAUUUCUCUAUUGGAUUUGUUCUCCAUUUUAAUUGAAGCCACUUUAAGAAUUUGUGUUCUGUGAAAUUACAUUUUAUUGUAAAUAGCAUUGUCAACAUAAACAAAUGCUAAAAGGAACAAGGGCUUUUGACCUGUAAACAUGCUUUGUGUAUUAAAUGUAUUCCUAUUAUGGAAAACAUUUGAUUUUAAGCUAUGCAUUUGACCCAUAUAAACAAAAACUUGAUAUUAAAAUAAUCCCUAUUUAGUGUGCAUGUCAUCUUCCUUGCAGAGAAACAGCAAUUUAAUGGGUGAGGUAAAUAACCAUUUUUUUAUGCAGAAUCCUUUUUAGAAGGAUAUUUUUCAACGGUUUAUUAACGUUUAUUGUUUCAUCGAAACCAACCAUAA